CGAGGGUCUAAGGAAAGAUGGCGGAGGGAGGAGCAGCUGAUCUGGAUACUCAGAGAGGAGAGGUCGCAGCGCUGCUCAAAACUCAGCUCCGGAAAGGAGACACUUGGUACUUGAUAGACAGUCACUGGUUCAAACAGUGGAAAAAAUAUGUGGGCUUUGACAGUUGGGAUAAGUACCAGAUGGGAGACCAGAAUGUCUACCCUGGACCAGUGGACAAUUCGGGUCUCCUUAAAGAUGGGGACGUUCUUGCCAUCAAGGAACACCUUAUCGAUGAAUUGGACUACAUACUUGUGCCUACUGAGGGUUGGAAUAAGUUAGUGAGCUGGUAUGGGCUGACUGAGGGCCAGGAACCAAUCGCUAGAAAGGUGGUUGAGCAGGGUAUGUUUGUGAAGCACUGUAAAGUGGAGGUCUACCUCACCGAGUUAAAGCUAUGUGAAGACAGCAACAUGGACAAUGUCAUCACUAGACGCUUUAGUAAAGCCGACACAAUAGACACUAUUGAAAAGGAGAUGCGUAAACUGUUCAGCAUUCCUGAUGAAAAGGAGACCAGGUUGUGGAACAAAUAUAUGAGCAACACCUUUGAGCCUUUAAACAAACCAGACAGCACUAUUCAGGAUGCUGGACUUUACCAAGGGCAGGUUCUUGUUAUAGAGCAGAAGAAUGAAGAUGGAACUUGGCCUAGAGGUUCCUCUACGCCGAAGUCAUCUGGUGCUUCCAAUCUCUCUGCUUUACCAAAGAUCUCCCCUUCAUCUCUCACAAACAAUCAUAAUAGCAGCUUCAGCAACAGGAAUGUGAAAAACUCUAGCUACAGCCUUUCAGCCUACCCUUCUUACCCUUCCUAUGACUAUCCGGACCAGAGUAGGCACAGUGAGAAGGCGGGCCUGUGUGGCCUCUCUAACUUGGGCAAUACCUGCUUCAUGAACUCCGCCACACAGUGUUUGAGUAAUAUACCUCCACUCACCGAGUACUUCCUGAAGGACAAAUAUCAGGAUGAGCUGAACGAGGACAACCCUUUAGGAAUGAAAGGCGAGAUCGCCAAGGCUUAUGCUGAGCUUAUUAAACAGCUCUGGUCUGGCAAAUACAGCUACGUCACUCCUAGACCCUUCAAGACCCAAGUCGGGCGCUUUGCCCCUCAGUUCUCAGGCUAUCAGCAACAGGACUCUCAUGAACUACUGGCCUUCCUUCUUGACGGUUUACAUGAGGACUUAAACCGCAUCAGGAAGAAGCCCUACAUCCAGCUCAAAGAUGCUGAUGGAAGACCAGACAAGGUAGUAGCUGAAGAGGCUUGGCAGAACCACAUCAAAAGGAACGACUCCAUCAUCGUGGAUAUUUUUCACGGCCUCUUUAAGUCUACGUUGGUCUGCCCUGUGUGUUCAAAGGUCUCUGUGACCUUUGAUCCUUUCUGUUAUCUGACACUUCCUCUGCCUAUGAAGAAGGAACGUACGCUGGAGGUCUACUUGGUGAGGCUGGACCCCCUCACUAAACCCACUCAGUAUAAGCUUACAGUGCCAAAAGUUGGCUACAUUUCAGACCUUUGCGCUUCUCUCUCGGCUCUGUCUGGAGUAUCGGCAGAAAAGAUGAUUGUCACAGAUAUCUACAACCACCGCUUCCAUCGAAUCUUUGCCACAAAUGAGAAUUUGAGCAGUAUAAUGGAAAGGGAUGAUAUCUAUGUGUUUGAGGUUGGAGUAAACCGGCUAGAGGACACAGAUCAUGUUGUAAUUCCUGUGCACCUGCGAGAGAAGUAUAAGCAGUCUGGCUAUAACCACAGCAGCACACCACUGUUUGGCCUACCCUUCCUUAUAACCAUCCCACGCACUCUCAGCGAGGAGAAGUUUUAUAACUUGCUCCUUCUCCGUCUAUGCCGUUUUGUGCGCUCCGCUCUGGAGGAAGAGGACUGUGACGAGACGCACUUGUCCAAGCAGCAUGCCAUCAACGGCAAUGCCACUAACGGUAUUCUGGAGGAGGGCUCGCCCAGUGAAAUGGAGACCGAUGAGCAAGAUGAUGAAUCCAGUCAGGACCAGGAACUCCCAUCAGAGAAUGACAACAGCCAGUCAGAGGAUUCAGUGGGUGGGGACAAUGACCUGGAGAAUGGGGUCGGCCCAGAGGUCACGACCAAAUGCCAGCAGUUCACAGCCCACAAAAAGCGACUUUUCACAUUCCAGUUCAACAACAUGGGCAAGACUGAUCUGAGUUUCAUUAAAGAAGAACCACGUCAAAUCCGAUUCGAUGAGGGACACCUUCGACUCAGCGACAGAUCCUAUCUUUCCUUGGACUGGGAGCCAGAGAUAAAGAAGAAAUACUUUGAUGAAAGUGUAGUGGAGGACUUUGAAAAACACGAAAGCAUGGAAUACAAACCUCAAAAGAAGGCCUACUUUAAGUUAAAGGACUGCAUAGAACUCUUCACUACCAAAGAAAAGUUAGGAGCAGAGGACCCAUGGUAUUGUCCCAGUUGUAAGCAGCACCAGCAGGCCACUAAGAAGCUAGACCUGUGGUCUCUGCCUCCUGUACUAGUGGUCCACCUAAAGCGCUUCUCUUACAGCCGCUACAUGAGGGAUAAACUGGACUCACUGGUGGACUUCCCUCUUCGUGACCUGGACAUGUCCGAGUUCCUGAUCAAUCCCAAUGCAGGGCCGUGUCUAUAUAACCUCAUUACUGUGUCUAACCACUAUGGAGGAAUGGGAGGAGGCCACUAUACGGCCUAUGCCAAAAACAAGGAUGACGACAAGUGGUACAACUUUGAUGACAGCAUUGUAUCUCCAGUCAGUGAGGAUCAGAUUGUGUCCAAAGCGGCAUAUGUUCUAUUCUACCAGCGUCAGGACACGGUAAAGGGAACGGGUUACUUUGCUCUAGACCGGGAGGACGUCGAGGAACAACAGAGCAACUUGUUACAGGGCGUCAAUGGGCAGAGUGACGAAGAUGACGAUGAAGAGGAGGAAGACCUAAAUGACAAUGAGCAGGAUGAAGAGCUGGAGCCAAAUGAUAUUUCCAUGAACACUAACUAAGGUGGGACAGACCUGGCAUCGCAGAAUGGUGGGUUUGGUCAUCUGAAGCCAUAUCGAGAGCAGCGAGACCUGGCUGGGUGAUAUGAUCACUUGUGAUUUUUAACCUCGAACACAGCAGGGUGAUUUAUUAUUUUUUUUAUUAUGCCCUUUUUUUUUUUUUAGUUAUCCACAUGGUCUCCCUGCCUCUGCUCUGUUUUUACCCAUCUAAAGCUCUGAUGGUGAAAGAAAGCCUGACCUGGCUAUACUGAGGUCUAAAUGUGAUGCUUGAAAGCAAAGUUGCCCUUUCAGUUUCCUCUAUUGUAGUGUGGCGUUCUUUAUUUUCUCCUUGAGAGACACAUUUAUAGGUUUUAUUAUUAUUUUUCCUUGUAUAUAAUGUCGGAUGGACAGAGAACCUCUGGGUUUUAUGGAGAAUGACAUUUCAUUGACUGAUUUUGUUGCACAAUCCAUUUUGUUUUUAGAGCUAGUAUUAGUGCCACACACUGCAAAAGCAGAACAUUGCUUACUGAUGUUCAGUCUAUCAGCUGCUCAGAAUGAUGUCCUUAAACCAAUGUAAAUGUAUCAAGGUGGUCACUCGUAUCAGGAGAGCACUGAUAUGAGCUGUAAAAAUUUUUUUGGGUGGGUGGGGGGUUAGGGCUAACUUAAGCUUAUUAGAUAAGGGCCUCCUUACGCUUUGACUUUGAGCUACUUUAAAAACGAAGGUUUUCUUAAAGGCAUGACUUUUAAGAAUCAUAGCUUUAUCAUGGCUUCAGAAUUAAGUCUUUUUUUUCACCAUAGAUGCUUUUUAAUGAGAUUAUGAACAUUUUGGUGAUGCAAUAGCUUCGUCUCUUGCCUCCAUCACCUCGCCUUAAAUCUAAUCUCAGACUGUUGCCUCUUUGCACAGAUAGUUUAUUUGCAUCAUUCAUUCAUGCGCCCAUCUAGCAUAGAUGCAGCUGUAGUUGCAAGCUCACUUGUUAAUCGCACAAACUCCUUAAGAUAACCCUAAAAACACACUCUAAUGACUGCUGAAAUUUGCCAGUUUUCACAGAUUGGCACCCUGAAUGUAUUUGACUAAGGAAUUGACCUGUUUUUGGAUUAAUGCCUUUAAUGAAAAGUUUUUUUUUUUUUUUUUUUUUUUUUUUUGUGCUAGUAUUAGUUUAGGGGUUUGGAGAUGGUGAUUGAAUCACCUUUAAUAUUAACUACACAAAAAAGUGAGGCUACUGCUGUAUGUGCUUUGUUUAUAUAGGGAGUGUGGGCACAGGUAUAAUCAGACUGUGUGAGACUGACUGGUAGGCUUUAUAAAUAAUGUAUAUAAGAAUUCACUCUGUGAGUGCACAUUUGAUAAAUUUAUUUAUUUAUAUGUAAGCAUUACAAAUCAAAUGUAUUUAAGACCACAAGAGGAGGAGAUGUGAUGUCCAGCAGUAUAAACAGGACUGGUAUUUAGGUCUGUAAAAGGAUGUGCUAUUGCCUGAAAUCUUUUGUAAAGGAGAACUUGGACAUCCUUGCAUGACGAAAGGGGUUUCAGUGUUUGGCUGCACUUGAGUUCACUUGGGUUUACAUUUGAAACGUGCAUGUGUAUUUAUAUACAGAACUUCAAUAAAGUCGUGUAAAGUCUU
Molecule: messenger RNA, 4594 nt
Organism: Clarias gariepinus (North African catfish)
Lineage: Eukaryota; Metazoa; Chordata; Actinopteri; Siluriformes; Clariidae
Product: ubiquitin carboxyl-terminal hydrolase 15-like
Exons: 22
Coding region: 18-3002 (994 amino acids)
Biological process (GO): protein deubiquitination
Molecular function (GO): cysteine-type deubiquitinase activity
Source: RefSeq, a predicted model, not a curated record